CAGACCAGCCUGCCCAUCCGCGCAGUCUGAUCAGGAUCCAUGCUGUUCACUUACAAACCCUAUAACAAGUGCAGAACAGCAUGGAUCCUGAUCAGACUGCGCGGAUGUGCAGGCUGGUCUGGAUCCAUGCUGGUCGCAAACCCAUUAUGUUAGUUUUGUCGUGACGCGGCUCAUAUAUCGUUAUCACAUCCGGUGAAGUGAUUGCCUUUUAUACGAGUGUUUAGUAGUCAGAGGAUAACUGUUGUCAUAUUUUUCUCUUUCUUUAUUUUUGAAGAAUUCUUUAAUAGAAAAUUGCCAAGUGUCUGCGAAAAUGUAGAACAAACAAGCUAGUAUUUCUGCCUUUUGCGUUAAAACGCUCAGUUUAAAUAUUUUACAGACACAAAUAAAUUGAAACACAUUUUAUAGGGAACACCUCACGAGCGUUGCCGAAAAUCUAUCGAAGAUCUAUAUAUUGUGUGCAUUUAUUGUAAAUGACAAGUUAAUAUGCCGAGGUUAUUGUGAAUAAUAGCCGAGGAAUUCGGAUUAGGCCAAACAAUAAUGAUAAAUUACUUCCUGUUUCGAGUAGUAAUUUGCCCCUUCUUAUUUCCCCCUCCGUGAUAACGCCUUGUUUACAUAUUUUUAAUGUAAAAUUUAUUAUUUUAAAACGGUUCAAACAUGUGAAACAUACAUCGUUCUUGGUGUCUGUUCAUGCAAUGAACAAUAGGCGAAAUAUCGCCCCCGAAACUCUUAGGGUCCAGACCAGAAUAGUUUUGUAUCAAAAAUGAAAUCCGAAAAAAUAUAUCAGACUGCUGAGACAUUAACUUUAAAGUCCCAAAACUGUAACUUACCCCACCUUCCAGCCCCCACCUUUCCCCGGAAUGUGUAAAUAUUUGUCCAUUCCCAAACUAUAUAUAUGGUGCCUCAUAUAUACAGUUGUUAUGUGCAUAAUACAGUUCUUAUUGCAAUUUUGAAGUUAUAUAUUUACAUUAUCAAAUAUAUUUCGUAUGUUUUGAAGAAGGAAAAUAUUUAUUUUCAAGCAUACAAUGUAUUAAAUAUAACAAUGGAAAAGAUCGUUUUGUAUAUGAAUUUAUGCAAUUAUUAAAACAUAUUUUAGCUGCAGUUAUGCAGCAUUGUUAAAAUUAAACAUUUAAACUUCUUAUUCGCCCUAUGCAUUAUCAGAUCCAAAGCAUGCAAAAUUAAAGUUAUUAAAGUUAUUAAACGCCUCAGCCUUUUAUAUAUUAUAUAGAAAGAUUGUCACUGAUUAAGCUUUUUUCUGCUCUCUUUUCAGAACUUCAAUGCGAUCUGAUUAAAUUCUACAGAAAAAGGUGUAGUUCAAUACCUCUCUCACCGCUUCUUGAAGAAAUAGAGACACCUCUAGCUUGGUUCUACGUGAUGCCAGAUAUAGUCGCCGUAAAGCAGAAGUCCGAAAUUUGUCAUGAAGAGGAGAGAACACCGAUCAAGUCUUUGGGUGACCUUUUCUCAACUGAAAGUGAGGAUCAGCAAGAAAUCUAUUUAUUAGCUGACGCAGGCUUUGGAAAAACUGCCUUUUCAAAAUAUCUUGCAAUAGCGUGGUGUCAAGCUCAUUGUCCAGAGGAACAAUACGAUGAUAAUAAGUGUUUUGAGGAUAUUGAGUUAAAAGCUCUAUCUAAAUUUGAGUUCUUAUUUUUGGUUUUCUUAAGAGAUCAUACCUCUGUUUCUCACAUUGACGAUAUGAUUAGACAGCAAUUUUCUUUGCAUCUUCCUUCAUUGAAAUCACUAGAUGAAAAUUCAUGUAAAUCAAAACUAAAUGAAGUUUUAAGUAGAGAAAAGUGCUUGCUUAUAUUGGAGGGUCUUGAUGAAUGGAAUCACCCUGGUAAAAGUUGUAGAGAGGUUACAGCAGAAAUCCCACAUAGGUGCGUACGUUAUAACUGUGUGAUUUUAACGACAACUCGACCGUGGAAGUUUGGAGUUUCAUAUCUCAAAACAAGUCAAAUAGACAAAAAAGUAGAAUUGAUUCAAUUAAGUGAAGACUCUAUGCUAAAACUACAAGAAAAUGCUAUAACGAAAAUGACCGGUGUCCAUGCCAAAAGCGUACUGAAGAGUAAAACACGUGACUUUAAUAAAUUGAUACGUGACCGUCGCCUAGAGCACAUGCAAGUGAUUCCACUCCUCCUCAUGUAUAUAGUUUGCCUAUGGUGCAACAACAUUCCCAUAGGAAAUACAAAACAUGAAAUUUACACCAAUAUCAUUGAAUUUCUAUUAUCCAGAACAUCAAAGAAACACCCGGAAGUUCAACCAUCUCGUGAAUCGUCUGCCAGUGAAAUUCCAGAAUACUUCAAAAGUCAUGAAUUUUGUAAAAAGUUUUACAGUCUUAUAACAUCAUUAGCAGAGCUAGCUUAUCAAACAUUAUUUCACGAAAACAGAGAAAACACGCUUGUAUUUGAUAGAACGGUUGCUGAAAAAUAUCUCAAAGCAGACGACAUGAAAUUAAGUUUUCUCUCAGGAAUACUGUCAGAAAGUAGAACUAAAACUUUAAUCAAAGAAAUUAUCAAAGUGUCGUUUUCUCACAAAACAGUGCAAGAAUUCUUUGCCGCCAUAUUUAUAAGUUCUCAAAGUGACGCUCAGAAAAUUGUGGAAGAAAAAUGUAGAAAUGUUCAAGACAUUCUGGACAUGUCAAAAAAUUUUGAAUUUAUAAGUGGAAUGAAUGCUGGCCUGAUGUGUGCAAUAUCAAAUGAUUUGAUGUCUGUGAUAAAUGAAGACGAGAAAACACGCGAAUAUAGAACUAGGACAGGUACCGAGCUCUUGCCAGAUACUCCAUUGUAUAACAUACAGGAAAUGUUCAUGUCGUGUUUACAAGAAAUGCCUGAAAGUGAAAAUAUUCAAUUAUGUUUACAAGAUUUCUUCAUUCAAGAGAACACGGAGGUGCACAGUGCGCAGUUACAACGUUUAUUAAAACAAAAUAAAACCAACAUAAAAUCACUUUAUAUAGACAUCAGCCGUACUUCCAACAGUUUAUGUGAAAUUAUAGAUUUAUUCUCUCUCACAGAUCUCAGUCAUAUACAGAAACUUUACUAUGAGGGUAACAUGGAGAAGGAGGAUCAGAUAAGUCGGAUAUUGUUUCCCAGUUUACAGUCCGUUAUUUUGUUUGAUGGUACAUGGACAAAUGAUGAAGAAAAUCUGAGUGAAAACAUGGCGCGAUGUCAAAACCUACAAUAUUUAUAUAUUUCAGGCUUCACUUUAUCUUACAAAAUACUGGAAACAAUUUUCAAUUUUAUCUCCGGUCAAAAAUCAAUGAAAGAGUUAACAUUGAUGGACUUAGACUAUGAAGAACAUGGCGGCCAUGAUGAGAGAUGGAACUUGGACUUGUCUCAACAUUCAACUCUAUCAAAGUUAAACUUGUUGGCGUUACCUGGGAGGCUACAAUUAAAUAUAUCAACACCGUCAUUAGUUAAUGUUGAUUUGUGGAACAUCAAUCUAGAUGAAAGUUCAUUGUUACUGUCAUGUGACAUGUUGAAUAUUGAACGUGUGGUGUUGAGGUAUAUAGAAAUGUCUGCAAGAAGUUUACAGAACUUUAUUAUCGUGCUGGUAAAUCUGCCGCAGUCAGUUACAGUAGCGAUGUCCGACAUUAAACCGGAAACAGAAUAUGACCUUGUUAGAGAAAAUAUUCGGACAUCACAAACUUUUCAUGUGAUACAAGAAGAAGGUGAGGACAGGUGGCAGCCAUUUGAGUUCAAAACAAUAAAAGCAAGCAAAGAAUAGACAAGAAAAAACAUUGUGAAAUAUAUUGAAGACAUUACUUAAAUGAUUUUAAUUAAUAAAAACAAUUUAAUUAUGGACACUUAGAAACAACAUGGCGGCUCUUCAAUCUUUAACAAGGACACAUGUACUUUCGUUUUCAAUUAAUAAUUUAAGUGACAAUUGUUUAUAAAUAAAAACAUUUAAUUAAUAUAUAAUUCAAGGAAGUUUUGACGGAAUUCAAUGGAUAUAAAAUUGGAUUAGGAUAAGGAAAUAUUUAACAGCGGCCAUGGAUCAAAAUUGUUGUGAUGCAGAAUCUCUUGUGACAUUUUACAAUAUGGAUUUGUGUAGUUACAGAUUAUUUCGAGCAAUAAAAAUACCAUGUUCCUUUGUUGACAAGAAAAUCAGCUCAAGUAAAUCUACACGACAAUGAUGAUUAUGCUUCUACUAGAGUCCAAUAUGAAUUAUACUUAACACCUGGUUCCUGGCUUAACAGAAACAUAUAAAAAAACAGUGCAUCACCAAUACAUAACUUGUACAAUCUUUUAGUUCCUUGCUGAAACAAAGACAGAUCAGCAAACUUUUGCAUCAUUUGACGUACUUAAACUUGUUUUCGUCAAGGAGAAUUUAUGUCUGUAACGAAAGUUUUAACCAAGGCCGCUGUCAAAUAUUUAAAAAUAUCCUUCUGAAAACUUUGUUCUUGAACUACUCUCAUACCUUUAGAAAACACAAAUGAAACUUGUAAAAAACAUUUGUAAUUAAAGUGGAUUGGUCUACAAUGUGCACAUUUUCCAUAAGAGUUGAUAACAAGACCACAAUUAGACAAUAAGAUAUGUGCAUUUUUGAUAUACAUGUAUUUUGGAAAUGUUGAUAGAGUUUUAGUGAUUUAGUAUGAACACAAUAUAUGGUGAAUUAUAACAUUUUGUUCUAAGAAAACUUUAUUAUAUGUUAUAUUUUUUAUAAAUCGUAUCGGAUCAUGUAUCUAACACAUGCCUACAACACCCAUAUACAUUUUUUUUGUGGUUUGCUUUAACAUAUUAAACUAAAUACUAACUAUAAAAAUAGUUAUUUAUGGUAUUUAGAUCUUCCAUUAUAGACCAAUUCACUUUAAAGAAAGUAUGAUUAAAAUUGUUUUUAUUUAAAUAAGAUUAAAUUAUGUGUUCCUCUCUUUUAGAGUGAAAUAGUUAAACAUAUCACUACAUAAUGACAUUUAGCUUUGAAAAAAAAUCAUUAUAUUGUUGGAACAAAUUAUUCAGUAAUUUUGAUGAGUAUAAGUUUGUUGAUUUACUACUUUUUAAGGUUACAAAAAGCAAAAUCAAAUUUAAAAGUUGCAAUAUAACUACAGCAAAAUUAGAACAAAAGUUUUUAUGUUGCAUUUUGCUAUUGGUUAUGGAAAUCUACCAACCGUAAUCUGGCAUAGUACAUUAAAAAAAUUGGCCGUUCAAAAUAAAAUUAUAAGAUAAAUCGAUCAAAAAUUACUGAAAACUAAUUUUGGCUACAUUAAAUUAACAGAACUUUUUUACUUUAAAAAGUAACAAUUUUAUAGAUUUGCAAUGAAAUUAGUUUAUUUUUUAUAGUUUAUUUUUUUUUAAUUAUGCAUUGUUCAAUUGCAAAAUAGAAAUUAAAAUUUUACAAAGAAAAAUGUUGUUUAAUUGUAUCAUGUGAAGAUUUUAUAAUAUUUCACAAUGUCAUUUACAAAUAUUUGUAGUUAAAUUUGAUGCAUUUUUAAAAUGGCGCCGUUUGUUCGCAAAUAUUCUAUGUUUUUCAAUAGAUCAUGGCUUAAUCACAUUAUUUUCUGAAAUAUUUAUCUUUCUUUCACAUGUUUAAAGAUUUUUAAAAAACAUCCUGUUGGCAGAAUUUUCAUGUUUGCUCCUAUAUUUAGUUUUUGCCCUGUUCUUGAACACUUACAUAAUCAGCAUAUAGAAAACUAUACCGAGUUAUACCAAGACACGUUAUAUUGUGGCGAUAAGGAUUUACCUAGCGCGUUUCAAGACCAUUCUAUUUUAAGAUAAAAAUAUAUCAUUGGUUGGAUGACUCGACAAGUUAUAUGACCUAGAUUAGAUGGCUAUAAUUUAAUAUAACCGAUGCUUUCAGGUUAUAUAGCAAACAGUUUUUUUAUAAAUGACCGUAUUAACUUUCAGAAGUCUUUAAGAAAUUUAUAAAAUUACACAAAAUGCCUCCUUGGUUUAAUAAAGAGAAGUGAAAAAAGUAUCUUAAAAUUUCAGCAGAUGUGUGCUUAAGUGAUGUAAAACUCAUAUAAUAAAUCAACCCUGCCAGUAUUGUGAGAGUUGUUAUCAUUUACAAUCUAUAACAUUUCUCCAUAAUCUACUUUAAUGGUCCCUGCAUGCAAGAACAUAUACAAAUCUUUAUUAAUUAAGUUGUGUUUAGAGGUGUCUAUCAAUUAUAGGUUGAUCUGUAUAUUUGUACAAAAUAUAUUAAUGUAUUGCUAUUAUCCAUGUUCUAGUCAGAUUUGAUGUUGUUUUAUUUUCCGCUCAAGUAUAUACAGAUGUUUAUAGUUAUCCAUAAGUUCUAAAUACUAUUUUUUUUUGUGUUUGAGGUACUGUGUAUCUCAUUGUCAAACUACUUUGUUUAUAUGCAUGUACAUAAUUUAUAUUUAGUGAUCAGAAAAUGGCAUGUUAUAUUACUAACCUAUGUAUAUGUAAUAAAGAAAAGUUACAUAUAUCCAGGUAACACAAUAAGGAUACAUCCAGAAGGAUGGAAUAUUGUCAUGCUACUAUGACAUGAAAUAUGGCGAAUUAGGGUCAUCAUGGCCUUCUUUUUACUUUAAGAGAUGUUUUUUUGUGUGUAUAUGUAUAUAGUUUGCUAAUUAUGAUUUUGUAUAAUU
Messenger RNA from Ruditapes philippinarum (Manila clam), 6538 nucleotides. RefSeq lists its product as uncharacterized. The coding region runs from base 1372 to 3717 and encodes 781 amino acids. The record is from RefSeq and is a predicted model, not a curated record. Lineage: Eukaryota; Metazoa; Mollusca; Bivalvia; Venerida; Veneridae. The transcript has 3 exons.